Molecule: messenger RNA, 2590 nt
Organism: Vanessa atalanta (red admiral)
Lineage: Eukaryota; Metazoa; Arthropoda; Insecta; Lepidoptera; Nymphalidae
Gene: Ipk2
Product: inositol polyphosphate multikinase
Exons: 7
Coding region: 304-1641 (445 amino acids)
Biological process (GO): inositol phosphate biosynthetic process
Cellular component (GO): cytoplasm; nucleus
Molecular function (GO): inositol-1,4,5-trisphosphate 3-kinase activity; inositol tetrakisphosphate kinase activity
Source: RefSeq, a predicted model, not a curated record
GUUAAUAUGAUUAUUAAAUAAAGUUCAUAAAUUUUCCAUUUUAGUAUAGUUAAUUCGAAAAUUUAGUUUUAAAAUAUAUUGUGAUUUGUUAUUUAUGGAUAGUAACAAGAUGUGCUUUAUAUAGUAAAUUUACUUUAUAACAACGAACAAAAACUUAUAUUACUGUAAAAGUGAAUUAAAACUAUAUUAACAAAUACAUAAUUUUUUUUUUUUUAUCAUUUAGUGAUAAUUAGUUAUCUCACGGUUGAUAAAAUGUGUUGUUUACGUUGCCGUAUCGCUACAAUAUAUGGCAGAAAGAAAUAAAUGAGUGAUGUGGGCGAAAGACCGAAGACUCGAAGACCGGUGCGAAGGCAAAGGUCUAUUUAUCAGGUGCAUUACAGUCUCCGCCCGAGAGAGGACGAGAUGAUGGCCAAGCCGCUCGCCAUGCCGUCGGGCCCGCUGCAGGUGCACGCCUUCGAGCUGCAAGUCGCUGGACACAAGAAUGACAAGACCGACACGCGGUACAUGGGAUUACUCCAAUGUAGCAACGGCAGAGUCCUCAAACCAAUCAUAAAGGAAUGCCAGAAGCGAGAAGUAGAUUUCUAUUCCCGGGUGUGGUCUUCCAAUGAUCCAGAUCUGGUGGAACUUAGGAAGUACAUCCCAAAGUAUUACGGCUGCAAGAAGUUCACUUACAAUGGAUACGAACAGGAGUACAUCAUGCUAGAAGAUUUAACAGAGAGGAUGCUGGAACCGUGUAUUAUGGAUGUGAAAAUUGGCAGAAGAACAUGGGAUCCGCUCGCAACAGAAGAGAAGAUUAAGAAAGAACAAAGCAAGUACAAACAAUGUAAAGAAGAAUAUGGUUUCUGCAUACCCGGCUACCAAGUGUACAAGCUAGCCACGGGUAAGCUGCAGAAGUACAACAAGGACUACGGAAAGAAAUUACAUGGGACCAUGGUUAGGACAGCCGUGAAGAACUUCCUGAACGGCGGGGGCGGCGGGGGCGGCGCGGGGGGUGCGGGCGGCGCGGUGUGCCGCGCGCUGCUGCUGCAGCUGCUGGCGGCGCUGUGGGCGCUGCAGCGCUGGGCGGCGCGCGCGCGGCCGCUGUCGCUGUUCGCCGCGUCGCUGCUGCUCGUGUACGACGCCGCCCGCCUGCGCGCCUGCUGCGACGAGCCGCCCGCAUCACGUAUGCAAUGUCGCCAGCCGUCGAUACCCCGGAGAAAAUCGAUUCAUUCGAUGCACAGUCCCGUGGCGGGUUCCAACUUUAGCGGUCAGAUCUCCUCCAAGGGCCCCGUUUACAGAAAAGUCAAUUCCGUCCCCAUAUCUCCGAUGAGUCUCACCAGGGAGUCCUUCUCCUCGCCUCCCCCGAUCAGGUCUCCUUGGACCGAGGCCCUGGAGAAGCUGAACAACAGCCACUCCUUCGAGCAUAAUUACGAAGACAAAUUGUCGAAGAUCAAAAUGAACUACAGGGCGUUGUUGGAUCAGCUGUCGAGCGACUCCCCGAACCCGAACCCGUGGGGGACCGUGAAGAUAAUAGACUUCGUGCACGCUUUCUUCAAUGACGAGGACGAAGCAAAAGUUGACACUAAUUUCAGAGACGGAAUAGACAGCUUAGUUGAAAUAUUUGAAUCUUUAUUGAGAGAGACCGACGAUCAGGUUUUCUGAUAAUAAUUUUCCUUGUUACCGAUUUAUCGGGACGAAGGGUAAAACGCCAUGAUAUUUACUUGUGGCAUAAAAAUAUCCGACGUCAAAUAUACUAAAUGACUAAAACCGACUGGUUUUGUGAUGCAAACCUUGAAUAAUAUAUAUUAAUAGGCAUUUAUUAAAAUUAUUUUAGGGUCAUUUUUCAUUAUGUGAUAACAUAUAAGUUAUCUGUGCUCCAAGAUAUAUUCAAAUAAUGGUUUAUUUUAAAUGUCUUCGUUGUGCCAAAUUUAUUUGUACAGUAUUGUUCGAAAAUAAUCCUAUAAAUGAAAAAAAUGUGCCAAUUUUAUUCAUAAUUAAUUUUCUAAAUGACAGAGAAAUGUCUCAGAUUAUAUUUUAUAACUGUUGCUACAUAUUAAGUUGUAUUUCUUUGUAAAUAUUAUUUUUUAAUAAUUAAGCCAUCCUUUCUCAAACUUUUAAAAACGUGACCAUGACAUUCAGCCACACGUGCAGCCGCUGUCCUCCAGCCUGCACGGGAGCAGCGUCGUUGAUUUGUCUAGUGGUGACCAUUUACUAGCGGUUACUUACUUAUGGUUCUUAUAGAACGGAAGCGCACGAUGCUAAAUGCGGAUUUACUCGAGCGUUGAACCUUUGGUUAUUGAAGUUUAGAGGGUAGAAAAGAAAAGGUUAUAUGAUGUAUAUAUUUUUUUACUAUUCUGGUCGGCUGUCCUUUGGUGGAGGUAAACAGGGUGCAAGAUGCACCCUUAUGUUAAUCUGCACCCUUGAGUAAAUCCCAAAAUCCCCGAUGAGUUCCAACACUGGGUUUUUAUUGACAUAUUCGUGACAAUGAGUUUGAGAAACGAUAAAUUAAGGUAUAUGGCGUUGUUAUUUAAAUAAAACAAUUGUAUAUUUAUAAAAAUCAGUACUUAAUAUUGUAAUUUGUUUUAAUAAAAGAGGUGAUAUUUCGCUUUCG